This is a messenger RNA of Cucurbita pepo subsp. pepo (vegetable marrow), 1685 nucleotides long. Its product is annotated as NAD(P)-linked oxidoreductase superfamily protein. The record is from RefSeq and is a predicted model, not a curated record. NCBI's taxonomy places the organism in Eukaryota, Viridiplantae, Streptophyta, Magnoliopsida, Cucurbitales, Cucurbitaceae.
GUAGGUCGAAGAAGCAGUGGAUAAUCCGUUUCCCCGGGGAGGAGAUCGAAUCGAAGCUUGGAUUUGAUAUCUUCUCUGAAUGCGAUAAGAGGCUUGGAUGGUUGCUCACUUUUUCUCCUGUUCUUGGUUGGCAACAAACAGCUGCAAAGAUUGGAACGCAACGCGGUGUUGCAUCAACCCAAUGGUUGAAUGAGAGAAUCUCUCUUGCAAGAUAUGCCCGUACCAUAAGGAAAUUUUGAACUUGAUAGGCUAAUUUUUGCAGCAGAUAUAUAAUUUUUCAAGGGCAUUACAUGAUCAACAGCAGGUCCAACAUCCUAGUCUGGCGUACCCUGGAGCAAAUUCAUAAAAUGAGGGCAAUAGCCAUGGCAGCAAUCACUCAACGGAGCUUCUUGAAUCUCACCGCGUUAAAAUCCUUCACGGCUGAGACCAGAACGCGCUACGAGAGGAGAAAACUUGGAGCUAACAGCUCGGUUAAGUGCUCUCAGACAUUGGAAGGCUCUGCCCAAAGUGUUACAGUGUCAAAUGGCAAGGAUUCCUUAGUAAUUUGCCGAGUUCUCAACGGAAUGUGGCAGACUAGCGGUGGAUGGGGGAGAAUCGACCGUGACGACGCGGUGGAGGCAAUGCUCCGAUAUGCCGACGCUGGACUUUCAACCUUUGAUAUGGCCGACCACUAUGGACCUGCUGAAGAUUUAUAUGGCAUCUUCAUCAAUCGAGUUCGUAGAGAGCGUCCGCCUGAACUCCUGGAGAACAUAAGAGGGCUUACAAAAUGGGUGCCGCCGCCGGUGAAGAUGACUAGUAGCUAUGUCCGAGAGAGCAUUAAUAUCUCACGAAAGAGAAUGGAUGUGUCUUCUUUGGACAUGCUUCAAUUUCACUGGUGGGAUUAUUCGAACUCUGGCUAUCUUGAUGCUCUCAAACAUCUGACCGAUUUGAAAGAAGAGGGUAAAAUCAAGACGGUUGCUUUGACAAAUUUUGACACGGAAAGGUUACAAAUUAUUUUGGAAAAUGAUAUCCCUGUUGUGAGUAAUCAGGUUCAGCACUCUAUUGUUGAUAUGAGGCCUCAACAAAAGAUGGCAGAGCUUUGUAAGCUCACAGGAGUCAAGCUGAUAACGUAUGGAACUGUAAUGGGUGGCUUAUUAUCUGAAAAAUUCCUCGACACCAACUUAACGAUUCCUUUUGCUGGCCCUCCAUUAAAUACUCCCUCCCUGCAAAAGUACAAAAGGAUGGUUGAUGCAUGGGGAGGAUGGAGUUUGUUUCAAGUUCUGCUACAGACACUUAAAAGAGUUGCUUCUAAGCAUGGGGUCUCGAUUCCGACCGUUGCUGUUAAAUACAUUCUAGAUCAGCCAGCUGUGGCGGGAUCAAUGAUAGGCGUUCGGCUUGGGUUAUCAGAGCAUUUGCAAGAUACAAAUGCCAUAUUUUCUCUUGCUCUUGACGAGGAGGACAUAAACAGCAUCGAGGAAGUUUCCAAAAAAGGUAAGAAUCUUCUUAAAAUUAUUGGGGACUGUGGGGAUGAAUAUAGGCGUGCAUGACUUAGCAAACGCUUUCUUAUUUGCUAGUGAUAUGAAAUACUUGUUAUUUGGUAGACUUCUGCAACUAUAUUGUCACACAACAGUCACUAUGUUGAUAAUAUAUGGAAAACAUUAAAUUUAUCCCGACCUUUAAAUUGUGGGGUCUGGGGAUUAUAAUCA